AUGAGUGAAACCAACGACAAUCAAGCCUCCCCGUCCAGCCAUCCACCUCCCGAACCCUCCUCUUUGCGGCCUAAUCAUGUCUAUCUGCGAGUCAUAUACUUGGUUACGGGGAAUCCUAGGCCGCCGCAUAACUUAGGUCAGGUUAAUUUGGACACGACAGUCUCGGCGCUGAAGGACAGGAUUCAAAACGACCUACCAGAGCACCCGGCUCCUUCUGAGCAGCGCCUGAUCUACCAGGGGAGGCCUCUUUUGCGGAACGAGUCGACCUUGAAAGAAGUUCUCAGACUAGAUUCCGGCGCUGCCGUUGGUCCUCUACCAUACACAAUUCACAUCGUGAUUCAUCCCCGUCAAGAUGCAGCUUCAACAGCAAAUGCGCCCGACACGGCCAACCCUCCUGUCGCACCUCCGCGGCACCUGGAUCGUUUGAACCCGAUCAGAGCGGUAGAGGCUUCUGCAGCAAGGCUUCAAGAGUCGCUCGCUCGGAUACAGCAGCAAAUCGAGGUGAACAGAGCAGAUUUGGCGAAUGUGCAACAGAGAAUUGGUUUUCAGCAUCCCCAUACUGCGAACGGCCAACCUACCCCUGCUGCUCCUGCAUUAAACGCCCAAGCCGCGUUUGCUGUACCAUUGCCUCUCCUUUUCACCGCUGGGCAAGCCUUGGGGCAGCCACAUGCCGUUCAUCCCAAUAACCUCCAAGGACAAGGUCAAGCUGUGCCAUCAAGGUUGAGAAGUCCUGGAAUGGCCCCUCCUCUUCAGCCACAACUUGUCUUCCCACCCCAACCACCACAAUUCACCAUGGGGACGAGGACGCAGCCAACUGGUCCAACGUCCCAGGCGUCUCAAUCAGGUCAUACACCCGACCAAGCGCAAACACAGCCGACCAACCCUGCGGCUCCCAACCCUCAAGCUACCUCGGCACCUCAAGUACCACUUCCCCAAUUCCAAACUCAUCAUCAAAUCUUCACCGGCCAGCCUAUCCCGGGGCAGUUGGUGGCGCCAAUCCUUCCAGCUCAUUUCCAAGCACACUUUGCCCGACAUCCACUCGGAGUCAAUACGAAUCCUAGUGCAAUGGCAUGGAUUGUAUCCUCUCCUGCGGGCCCGGAAGGGCUGCUGUUUGCUCCCGGCCACGGUUUCUUCACCACAUCGCCCCAACACGUCCCUGACCCGUCCCCGGAGCGGAAUGUCUCAACGAUAAACCACCCCCCUGCCCGAUCAGCGCCGCUCCCACAAGAAGGGAAUGGAGCAUUGAACAACAAUGCACGAAGAGCCCACCCCAGAAGAGGUCGGAGACGUGAUGUACCAGCCUUGCCACAAGCUCGGCGUAUCGAAGUGGACAAUGACCUGUUUGGCUUUUUGAUCCAGAGAGGCUGGCUGUUUCUGCGCCUCUACCUUCUCAUGUUUGUCUUCUCUGAACCAGGGAGUUGGCGGCGGUGGCUGUUAAUUGUAGUUGCGGCCAUUGUUUGUCUUCAGCCCAGGAAUGGCCCGUUGGCGCGUGCAAUGACCGCAGCCCGACUCCAUCUUGACAACCUGAUCUUUCCACCAGUUGCACAGCCCCGGCCUGCGCAGGCAAAUCAGCAACCGCUGAACCAGCCUCAUGCCGACGCCACUGGAGAUGGGCCAGUCGACAGAAGUGGCCAGCGACCGGUUAAUGUCCGUGGAGCUGUCCAGAUGACCCCCGAAGAAGCUGCCGCACGACUCAUUCGCCAACAUCAAGAUGGCGUUCGCGGUUCAUGGAGGGAUACGCUCUAUCGCAUCGAGCAAAGCACCGCGCUGUUUCUGGCAAGCCUGGUACCAGGAGUCGGAGAACGAUAUGUUCGUGCAAGAGAAGAGGCGAGACGAGCAACUGAGCGGCUAGAGCAAGAGAGAUUACGUGCUCAGGAGGAAGAGGCUGCACGUACACAGGAGGCCGCAAAUAGCGGCGAGAACCAACCUGAUGGCGCUAUACAAGAGGCUGCAGAUUCUCAGCAUGGAGAUGCGAAAGCACAGGGGCCCGUUGAGCAGAGCACAUCAACCUCGGUAGAAGCCCAUGAGGAUGGCUCAAGCUCAGCAGGUUUGCGCAACAGGGAGCGCUGA
Molecule: messenger RNA, 2070 nt
Organism: Exophiala dermatitidis NIH/UT8656
Lineage: Eukaryota; Fungi; Ascomycota; Eurotiomycetes; Chaetothyriales; Herpotrichiellaceae
Exons: 2
Coding region: 1-2070 (689 amino acids)
Biological process (GO): endoplasmic reticulum unfolded protein response
Molecular function (GO): protein binding
Source: RefSeq, a predicted model, not a curated record